UUUCAUGAGCUCCUGAAGAUGGAGCAAAGUCUUUCCAAUCUCCUCAGCGAUGCAUUCUCAGAUUCGUCUGAUCCACUGUUCCCUGACGGAGAUUUAGACUUUGAGAAUUUAAAUUUUUAUGAAAAGUUUGAGGAAGACAAGACAGGCAUCUCUGAUGAAGACAGAGCUCUGCACCAGGAAGGAACCGGUGAAACUGCAGUUUUGUUUAGUGAUCCUGAAGAUAUAUACACGAGUGAAGGUGUUGAUAAAGAUCAAUUGGAAAAUAAAGGUGGCAGGUGUACACCAGAGGAGGAUUACACAAGCUCGGAUGGAGACUGUGAACACGACUGCUUUGUGUCUGGAGAGAAUGAAGAGGACAUGGGCACAGGAGACAAACCAGGAGACUUAUUGAUGUCAGUUUGUUGCAGUGGUGAGUUUGGUCAUGAAGAGGACAGGAUCUCUGCUGAGGGAUUCCCUUCUGCCCCGCAGGAUGCUGCAAUCCCUCAAGUUAGAAAAGUGGAACAAGGUGACAACAAGAGCGAUGAGGAGGUGUCCUAUUUUAAGCGACUCCCUGAAAGUGGCAAUGAGAUGAUGACAAAAGGUGAUGAGAUUAAACAGGAUGAGCGAGAAAGUGAAGGAGCCAAGCAAGAGUCUGACUGUGAGAGUGAGAGCAUGAGAGUGACACAAGAAGAAAAUGUGGAAAGUCCUAAUAGAAGUGAGCCUGCGACCGCCACUCUGGAAUUUCAGGAUAUAUCAGUGCAAAAUCUGCAGGGUCUCAUUGCUGAAGCUGAUGGUGAGGAAUACGCAGAGAAAAUGAAGGAAUUCUCAGGGGAGGAGCAUGAAGAGGCCGGUGAGAGCUUUGCAGAUUAUCCCUCAGACUUUUCUUCAUGUGAAUAUGUAGAAGAUGGAGUCAAACGUUUGGAAAGUGAUUCCCAGUCAAGCGCCUCGUCUCGUACGUCCAACACUUGUUCAAAUGCAAAGCAGAACGUCCGUGUGGAAGGAGCUGUGACGGAUAUAACAUGGAUGGGAACAGAGGAGGACACUGACGAGCAGGGAGGCAGGUAUCUGUGCCACAGAGAUUUGGAGAUGGAUGCUGAUGUGUUCAGAAGUUACGAUGUUGCAGUCAGAAGAAAAACAGAGACUGUUGGGAAUGUGUCGGGUGAGAGUGAAUCCUACAGCUCCAGUGAUGAUGAGGUCCAGGUGAUGAGGAGAGAGGAGGAACUUGAAAAUGACAACAAACUGGAGGACACUCUGCUUUACAGUCAAAGCGGUGCUGCCUUUUCCAGGUGGGGCAUCUCUGACGACCACCACAUUCUAAACAAUGAAGCAGAACCAGCAGAUCUCAGCAUGAACUGGGAUUUUGAGGUGUCAAAAACUGCUUCCGUCCUGUCUGAGGACCUGUCAACCGCAGAGGACACAGAUAAAGCGGAAACAGCUCUUUCACAUGCAAGUCAGCGUCCUGCAGAUGACAUCAACACCUGCUCACUCAUACAGAGAGAGGAGGGCAAAUCCACAAGUCCAUCUUACCAGGGAUCCCUGGAUGAUAGCUUCUUCUUCAACACAGAGGUCCAGGCCCAGGGGAUCACUGAGCUGGGGCAGUUGGGAGAUGAUGAAAAUGACGAGGAGAGGAGCUGGGAGCAGGAGAGAAUUAAGGCUUUCUUCAGGUUUUACAAUGACAGUGAAGGGGAGGAUGAAAGAGAAGAGAGGCAGAUAAAAGUUCAGUUUUGUGCAGAUCCCCUAUCUCAAGUCAUUCACUAUGAAACUGACAGUGACAGUGAUUCACUCAGCAGCUCCACAGACGGAGAGGACGACCCGAGUUCUGCAGAAUCAUCUGAAGAACUGAAAGAAGCUGAUGACACCCUGCAAAGGAUGCUUGCCCCUGAUCCCCCAGAGACUGAGGUGCCACAGAGCGAGCCAGAGAAGGAUGUCAGUCACAGACAAAUCUGUAGCAGAAGACACAAGUGUCUCAGCAUGCUGAAGUCAAUACUGACGAUAGGUUUGGUCGUAGUGAUGGGACUGCUGAUGUUCUGGUUGGCUGCAGACCAACCAGACUGGCUUUUCAUCUGGGACUAGUUAUGUUAUGUUAUAUUAUUAUACUGCGCUAUGGUGUGCAACAUUAUGCUAUCUUAUGUUAUGCUAUGCUUUAAUUUGCUAUGUUCAGCAAAACAAAGCUAAAUUGUUAUUACAUGCUAACUUGCAGGCUUUGUUAUGCUAUGCUAUGCUACACUAUGCUAUUUUAUGCAAGAUAUGCAGUGUAAAAUGCUAAAUACUGAUAAUUGGAAACCAUUAUCUUUAAUAUGCAUUAAAUGUGUAACAUGAACCAUAGAUAAGACAUGUUCCCUUUAAAUCAGGGCUAAAUGGGCCUAUAGCUAAGGCCUUUACUUAUAUUGUAUUUUUGGUGAAUUAUUAAUA
Molecule: messenger RNA, 2391 nt
Organism: Paralichthys olivaceus (Japanese flounder)
Lineage: Eukaryota; Metazoa; Chordata; Actinopteri; Pleuronectiformes; Paralichthyidae
Source: RefSeq, a predicted model, not a curated record